Suncus etruscus (white-toothed pygmy shrew) is the source of this 1404-nucleotide messenger RNA. RefSeq names its product matrix metallopeptidase 8 (gene MMP8). The record is from RefSeq and is a predicted model, not a curated record. Lineage: Eukaryota; Metazoa; Chordata; Mammalia; Eulipotyphla; Soricidae. The transcript has 10 exons. Bases 199 to 1404 code for a protein of 401 amino acids. Gene Ontology annotation, molecular function: metalloendopeptidase activity; zinc ion binding. Gene Ontology annotation, biological process: collagen catabolic process; extracellular matrix organization; proteolysis. Gene Ontology annotation, cellular component: extracellular matrix.
AGCCUGAAGACACUCUCACUCCUGCUCUUGCUCUACGUGCAACUUUCUAAGGCCUUUCCAGUACUUUCUUAUUCCCAAGAAGAGAAAAAUGCAAACCUUGUUCAGAAAUACCUACAGAACUUCUAUCAGUUGCCGAUAGGUGCCUCCCAAUUUAGAGAUAAGUACAGCUCCAAACUCAUUGCUGAAAAACUGAAGGCAAUGCAGCGCUUCUUCGGCUUAAAUGAGACAGGGAAGCCGAAUGAGGAGACGAUGGAGAUGAUGAGGAAGCCCCGCUGCGGUGUGCCCGAUGCUGUGCCUGAUGAAUUCAUGCUAACCCCAGGGAACCCCAAGUGGGAGCACAAAAAUCUGACAUACAGGAUUCUUAACUAUAGCCCACAAUUGCUGAAGGCCGAUGUAGAAAUGGCCAUUGAGAAGGCCUUUCAAGUCUGGAGUAGAGUCACCUCACUGACCUUCACCAGGCUCUCUGAGGGAGAAGCAGACAUCAGGAUUGCUUUUGUUCGAAGAGAUCAUGGUGACAAUUCUCCAUUUGAUGGACCUAACGGGGUCCUUGCUCACGCAUUCCAGCCAGGUCGAGGAAUUGGGGGAGAUGCACAUUUUGAUGCAGAAGAAACAUGGACCAAGACCUCCAGAAAUUACAACUUGUUCCUUGUUGCUGCCCAUGAAUUCGGCCACUCCCUGGGGCUUUCACACUCCACUGACCCGGUUGCCUUGAUGUACCCCAACUAUGCUUUCAGAGAUCCCAACAACUAUGUACUCCCUCAAGACGACAUCUAUGGCAUCCAGGCCAUCUACGGCCCUUCAGACAGCGGGGUUCAGCCAACUGGGCCAACCACACCCUCAGCAUGCGACCCAAGGCUGAGAUUUGAUGCCAUCACCACACUUCGUGGAGAAAUCCUUUUCUUUAAGGACAAGUUCUUCUGGCGACGGCACCCUCAACUGCGAAGUGUGGACCUCAAUUUCAUUUCACUAUUCUGGACAGCCCUGCCCAACAGCAUACAGGCUGCCUAUGAGGAUCCCAACACUGACCUCGUGUUCCUAUUUAAAGGCAACCAGUACUGGGCACUGAGUGGCUACGAUGUUCAGCAAGGUUACCCCAGACCUAUUUCAGACUUUGGCUUCCCAAACAACAUUCAAGCAAUCGAUGCAGCCGUUUCAAAUGGGGAGAAAACCUACUUCUUUGUAAAGAGCCACGUCUGGCGAUAUGAUAAUCAAAGACAAUCUAUGGAUCCUGGUUACCCAAAAAGCAUAACAAGCACUUUUCCAGGGAUAGAAAGUAAAAUUGAUGCUGUUUUCCAUAAGAACAACUUCUUCUUCUUCUUCAGUGGACCACGGUACUACGCAUUUGAUCUGCGCGUUCGCAGAGUUACUAGGAUCGACAGAAUCAACCGAUGGCUUAACUGUUGA